Messenger RNA from Dacryopinax primogenitus, 1233 nucleotides. RefSeq names its product thiolase. Lineage: Eukaryota; Fungi; Basidiomycota; Dacrymycetes; Dacrymycetales; Dacrymycetaceae. The transcript has 4 exons. Bases 1 to 1233 code for a protein of 410 amino acids. Gene Ontology annotation, molecular function: acetyl-CoA C-acyltransferase activity. Gene Ontology annotation, cellular component: peroxisome. Gene Ontology annotation, biological process: fatty acid beta-oxidation; phenylacetate catabolic process. The record is from RefSeq and is a predicted model, not a curated record.
AUGGACCGCCUCAAGCAACUCACUUCUCAUUUCACUCGGUCGCCCAAGCCUUGGGAGACCAAGUCGCCUGACGAUGUGGUCAUCACACUCGCCAUCCGCUCUCCGUUGUGUAAGUCCUGGAAAGGAGCUCUCAAGGAUACACGCUCCGACGAACUCCUAACAAGCAUGCUCAAAGCCACCAUUUCCCGCAUGCAGAUCCCGCCCGGGAUGGUUCAAGACAUCUGCGUCGGCACCGUGCUCCCCAAAUCUCCGGGAUACGAAGCGCGCGCCUCUGCUCUGGCAGCAGGAUUUCCGGAGACGACACCUACACAAGUGAUCAACAGGUUCUGUUCCAGCGGGCUCAUGGCCGUCACUACCGUAGCGAACCAGAUCCGCGCAGCACAGAUCGAAAUUGGCCUCGCAGUAGGAGUGGAAAGCAUGUCUUUCAACAAGGACGAAGGCGCCCCCCCUCCAUCAGAGGAGAUCCUCGCCCAUCCCAUCGCCAAAGACUGUCUGCACCCAAUGGGAUGGACGUCGGAGAACGUCUCUAACGACUUCUCGAUCUCCCGGGAAGAUAUGGAUGUUUUCGCCGCCAUUUCCCAGCAGCGGGCUGCCCAUGCCGCCUCUGCAGGGCUAUUCGACGCCGAGAUCGUGCCUAUCGAAGCGUUCCAAAAGGAUCCCGCUACGGGAGAGCGCAAACGCGUCCUGGUAGAAAAAGACGAUGGUAUCCGGCCCUCUACGACCGCUGCCUCCCUAAGCAAGAUCCGGCCCGCAUUUCCCCAAUGGGGCGGGCGUACAACCGGCGGGAACGCCAGCCAGAUAACGGAUGGGGCAGCUUCUGUGCUCCUUAUGACACGGAGGAAAGCUGAGGAGCUCAGACUGCCUAUCAAGGCUCGGUUCGUCACUACCGUCGUGUGUGGUCUUGCGCCCCGUAUCAUGGGAAUCGGGCCGAGCAUCGCUAUCCCUCUAGCGCUGGAGCAGGCAGGGCUGAGCAAGGACGAAGUAGACCUGUUCGAGAUAAACGAAGCGUUCGCGUCGAUGUAUGUGUACUGCGUGCGUCACCUGGGGCUGGAUAUAGACAAGGUGAACGUUAAUGGAGGGGCGAUUGCUCUGGGACACCCGUUGGGCGCGACGGGGGCCAGGCAGGUCGCUACGGGGCUGGCGGAACUGGAGAGGAGGGGAGGGAGGGUCCUGGUCACGAGUAUGUGUAUUGGUUUGGGCAUGGGGGCGGCCGCGGUGUUCGUUAGGGAGUAA